Molecule: messenger RNA, 1759 nt
Organism: Paralichthys olivaceus (Japanese flounder)
Lineage: Eukaryota; Metazoa; Chordata; Actinopteri; Pleuronectiformes; Paralichthyidae
Source: RefSeq, a predicted model, not a curated record
ACUGGUCUACCAGAGUCAAGCAGAUUGCGAAGCUGUGGAGAAAAGCCAGCUCUCAGGACAGAGCACCCUUUGUGCAAAAAGCUCGGGACAACCGAGCGGCUCAGCGCAUUAACAAGGUGCAAUUGUCCAAUGACCCACUGAACCGCCACCCACCCCCUCAGCCGCCGCCGCCACCUCCGCCACCUCCUCAGCUGGGACAGUAUGACCCCAUGUCCAUGGACAUGGAGGGGAAUUUCAAGGACUCACUGAGGCCCAAAGAGUCAGAGCAGGAGCAGGAGUGGAAGUUCAGACAGGGAGAGGUUAAAGACAGAUGGGGAGCCAGUAAGAAGAGGCAGGAAAAUCUCCCCCAAAGCAAAGUCCUAAAAUCACCAACAGAUAAAGAUUGUCCUCACCAGGCACCUGUAGCAGGAGGUGACAAACCAGCUCUGCAAAUGCGUCAGAAGAGUAAACAGUUGGCGAAGAUUGAGGCGACUCAGAAGUUGGAGCAAGUGAAGAAUGAGCAGCUUCAACAGCAGCGUCUGUUGGCAAGUCAGCAUCUGAUUGGUCAGCUGUCACCGGAGAGCGGCAGCCGCAGCCCCAUAUCCCCCAUGCAGCAGGAGCCAGCCUCUCCCGUCCACCCCCCUGCACACCCUAACCCCAGGGAGGGUCCGUCGAGGCAGCAGCCGCUCCUGCAGGGGGCAGGGGAGAGUUCAGGGCUGGCCGACAACGUCUUCCUCAGACCUCAAGCUCCACCCCCCUCUGGCUUCUCCUCACUCCCUCACUCCCCUCACCCCUCCUCCCCUCUCCAUCAGCCCCCAUCCUCCCCCCAGAUGUUCUCUCCGCCCUCCUCCCGUCCCUCCUCUCCGUGGGAUCCUUAUAGUAAAUUAGCAGGGACGCCCCGCCCCUCUGCCUCCCAGCCCGGUGGUCCACCACCCCACCAGCAGCAGCGCCGUAACUCCCUUAGUGCCUCCCCGGCUCACGAUGCCUUCGGUUCUCCCGGUCGUUCCCCCGACUCCAAAGCCUGCGAUAUCUCCUGGGGCCUUGGCACUGCAUCAGGUCUCCAGCAGAGCAGACCGGGUAUGAUGAGCCCUCAUUCUGGCUCCGCCUCUGACCAUGCAGUCAGAAACGUCGGUGUCCGAGCAGCUGAAACCUUCCAGAGGACUCCACAUAACAGCAGUAACCUCCGUGUGGCGGCUGAAUUGUACGGGCGGGUCGGUGAACUGGUCCAGAGUGGGGUGUUUAAAGCCCCCAUGCCCCCCCAGCAGGAGAUGUUUGGAAACACGGGGGGAGGAGGAAGGAGGGACCCUUCCAGGCCCACAGACCUGGGCUUUGUCCUCCCCCAGACACUGGACCCUUCCUUCCCCUCCAGUCCACUAUCAGGGCUGGGCUCCCCCCACCGGAGCCCCUACGCCCAGACGCCCGGAACCCCCAGACCCGACUACAGCCAGCAGAUCCCUGACCCCUUCACCCAGCAGUCACCUUUGACCUCCAGACCCUCUCCUGACCCCUACACUAACCCUCUGGCCCCUGGUACACCACGUCCACACUCUGACCCAUCCUACCUCACCCCCCCUCCCACGCUGCGACUGGACCAGUUCAAUCAGCAGCCCUCUACACGCCGUCCAUCCCCCUCCCACCCAACCCUUKACCCUUACAACUCCAACCCAGGGACGCCCCGCCCCUCUGUCUCUGAGCGUGUCCCUCGAUCACCAGGGAGUCAGCGGAGCACUGACCCCUACACCCAGCAACCAUCCACACCGAGGCCGCAGAAGGGCCCUGA